Messenger RNA from Brassica napus (rape), 2148 nucleotides. RefSeq lists its product as uncharacterized. Lineage: Eukaryota; Viridiplantae; Streptophyta; Magnoliopsida; Brassicales; Brassicaceae. The transcript has a single exon. The record is from RefSeq and is a predicted model, not a curated record. The coding region runs from base 750 to 1385 and encodes 211 amino acids.
CUAUAAUAGUUUUAAGAAUAUAAGAGAUAUAUAAUGUAUUCUUAAAAUCUAGUUUUAUGAGUUAAAUGAUUAAAAUAUACAAUUCCAAUAACAUUAAUUUUAAUGGAUUUGUUAAAAUCCAACUUUUUGAAGAACAAUAAAUUGCACAUAGAAUUUAAAAUCAUCAAACUAAUAACACUAGAUUUUAUUAAAAAUGCGAGAAUCUAUAAACUAAUAUAAUCCAGUAUUUAGCUAAACUAAAAUGUCAUUUAAUUAAAUCAACCUUUUGAUUUGAAUAAAGAAUAAUAUCAUAUGCAUGAAAUUUUUCUCUUUUUCAGUCAAAAUUAACAAUCACUAAAGAUAAACAUUAAACACACACACAGAGAGAAAAACGAGUAAGACAGUAAGCCAUCAUGGAAAAUGAAAUAAACCUUGCUUCUCCCGCAAGAAAGUCAAUCAGUAAAGAAAAUACAACUGGGAUGAGAGAUGACGUUUUUUUAAAUGGAAAGUAUUCUAUUCGUCCCAGGAGAAUAAAAAAAGUUUCAACUAUACGUGAUCUGAUCAUUUUAUCACAUUGAAUGGGAUCUGGUCAAAUCCUCCAAUCUAUUUGUUUAUACAAAAAAUCACAUAUAUAGUUUUAAGACAAGUCUCAUUAUGAUAACUAUAAAGCCGACUCUCUUGUCGGAAUACUAAAUCCUCCUAACAACUCCUCCAUAACCAAAAACCUUCAACCUCUCCAAUCCUUAGACACACACAAAGAACCAGUCAAUAUGUUGAGUCCCUUUUCUUCACCGAAGAGAUCGAGGAAAGAAAGCAAAGAAAGCAAGAACCCUUAUUCAAAUCGUGGUCUUGACAAGUUCUCUGCACUUCUAUCUGAGCUCGACGAGAAGAGACAGAGCAUUUACGCAAAUAGGCUAGACUCCGAUGGGCCUCCUCUUGUUCGGUUUGUGUUCAAAAGCUCCGGAGAAUGCGUUCCUGUCAUGAUCAAGACAAAGAAAAUAACCAAGAAGAAGGUAGAGACUCAAGAUGAUCUCAAGAUCAAGACCGAGUCAAAAACAAAGGAGGCAAAGGAAAUAAAGGAGACAGAGUCAGAAACAACGGAGAAGAAACAUAGAUGUGUAUUGAACGAGAAUCUGAAGAAGAUUUCAAGACCGAACCGUUUUUUACCCGUGACAGUGAUCUUGGUUCUAGUCUUCUUGGUGUUUUUUGGACGAACUAUUUCGAUCAUGUGCACUUGUAUCGUUUGGUACUUGGUUCCAAUGAUCAAAGAACAAAGCAGAAAGAAAGGAUCAACAUACAAGACCCAAAAGAAGAAGAAGAAAAUGAACGAGAGGAUGGCUCGUGACCAAAAUGUUCUCAAGGAGAAGCUUCCGCACCUGGCUGCUGCUCCUGGUAAAACUCGGUGACGAAAACUGAUUAACCUUUGUUCUUUUAAUUGUGUUUGAAAGUUCUUUUAUUCGUUUCAUCUGACAUUAACCUUAAUUACUUUUUUGUUCCUUGUUAUGUGAUUUGUUCUGUUUAUAUUUUCUAAUUCUAGUGAUAUGUAAUUAUUCAAAGGGAGUUGUGGUCUGUAGUUCCUUAAUUCAUACAGAACUCGUAGAAUCUUUAAUCUAAGUGGGAAUAACUGGUUUACGAGGUUUGGUUGCUUGUUUCUGUGGACAACCUGUACUGUUUACUAUCGCCCACGUUUGGUAUUUUAAGGAAAUAACCUUAAUAUUUUUUUUUUGUUAAUUUGUAAGAAUUUUUUAUAUUUAAAAUAUUUUUUCAUUUAAAUCACUGUUUUUAAAUUCAAUCCGAACCCGCGGUCAAACCGAUUAAUCCGGUGAUUCGAUAAUUUGAUUUUGAUUUUUAAAAAUAUCCAUAUUUUGAAAAAUUGCUAAAACCUAAGACUAACCGAUUGAACUGAUGGAUGACUGAUAUGUAAUCCGAUUUGAUUUAGAUUAUUAUAGUUUCAUAAUUUGUCACUUUUUAAUCUAAAAUUUAAAGUUCAUUGUUUUGCAAUUUUAUGAAAUUAUGACUUUUCUUAUAAAUUUUGAUAGUGAAAAUGAUAGAUAUCAAAUAAUUAAGAACUAUAAAUAUGUCUUGAACAUAUUAAUCCUUUUUAUAUAGCUUAAUUAAUUUUAUUAUAAUUGUUUUGUUAAUUUAUCUUGUUAAUAAUUUGGUUUAUAU